UUUUGCUAUCCACAUGCACGUGACACUUUCCUCCAUUCUCUUCAAAACACCUACAGCAAAUGACUUCCAUUUCAGGGUUUCUACAUCAUAUUUUCUUAUAAGUUCAUAAUCAUCCAUUGUGUCAACAAUUAAAAGAUUCAAUUAUUUAGCAUGACUAGUAUGAUCAAUCAAAGAAGGGUUUCACUUUCGGAGUCUGGAACACGUGACAACAAACAGGCCUUCAGAGAUAAGAAACCACAAGAUCAUGACUCCAUCAACAGCGAAUAUGGGGCUGCCAUAGCUGCAGCCACCUUCGCUAUACACUCAUUGGAGGAAAAGAUGAGCUCUCAGCAUCAGAAAAAAGAGAAAACUAGAGAAGAAGCUUCCAUGAAAACCAGAAUGAGUCAGGGUGAUAAAGCUCCAUCCUUCGCUAGACCAAGUAGGCCUAGAGAUCCAUAUGCUAAUACAACUUUAAGCAUACACGCUAGUGGAAACACCAAAGUCGAUGCUUGGGAGAAAGCUGAAUUACUAAAGAUUCAAAAACGAUACGAGAAGAGUAACCUUACAAUUCUUGAGUGGGAGAAUGAGAAGAAAACGAGGGCUAAACAAAGAGUGGAAGAAAAAAAGAAAGAAUUGGAUCAAAGAAGAUCGGUCAAUUGGCAACAUUACCAGAACAAGCUAGCAAGAAUCGACCAUGUGGCUGGAGGAGCAAGAUCAAGGACUGAAAAAAACAAAAGGAAAGAAGAACAAAAGAUAAAAGAGCGAGCAAAGGAGAUGAGAUCACUUGGAGUUUCAUCUCCAAAAUAUUGCUUCCUAUGCUAAUUUGAUCUUUGAACCUACACAAAACUUGUUUGGUUUCUAAGAAUUAUGUACAUGAUGUUAGCAUCCAAGUUAAUGUUCAUGUAUUUGACAACUUAGUAAAUUUGGUGGGUCUUGAAAUCAUUGUUGAAAGUUGAAAAGUUUGAUCACACUAAGUUACGAAUCUUUGUUUCUACGUUAUUAAUUGGUCUU
This is a messenger RNA of Helianthus annuus (common sunflower), 990 nucleotides long. RefSeq lists its product as uncharacterized. The transcript is spliced from 6 exons. The coding region runs from base 151 to 801 and encodes 216 amino acids. The record is from RefSeq and is a predicted model, not a curated record. Lineage: Eukaryota; Viridiplantae; Streptophyta; Magnoliopsida; Asterales; Asteraceae.